Osmia bicornis bicornis is the source of this 1780-nucleotide messenger RNA. RefSeq names its product ADP,ATP carrier protein 2 (gene Ant). Gene Ontology annotation, molecular function: ATP:ADP antiporter activity. The coding region runs from base 99 to 1001 and encodes 300 amino acids. Lineage: Eukaryota; Metazoa; Arthropoda; Insecta; Hymenoptera; Megachilidae. The transcript has 4 exons. Gene Ontology annotation, biological process: mitochondrial ATP transmembrane transport; mitochondrial ADP transmembrane transport. The record is from RefSeq and is a predicted model, not a curated record. Gene Ontology annotation, cellular component: mitochondrial inner membrane.
UCGCUCACUCGUCGUCCGGCGCGCGUCCAAAACGUAGGAGUUGAUUUCUCCUCUUUCUUUUGUUAACCCGUUUCUCACAAACCAAAUUAACCGUCAAGAUGUCUGGACUCGCGGAUCCAGUGGCGUUCGCCAAGGAUUUCGUGGCUGGUGGUGUUGCCGCAGCAAUUUCCAAAACUGCUGUGGCACCCAUCGAGCGUGUGAAGCUAUUGCUGCAGGUACAGCACAUUUCCAAGCAAAUAUCCGAGGAACAACGUUACAAGGGUAUGGUGGAUUGCUUUGUACGUAUCCCCAAAGAACAGGGAUUCCUGAGUUAUUGGCGUGGUAACAUGGCCAAUGUCAUUAGAUAUUUCCCAACCCAAGCUUUGAACUUUGCCUUCAAAGACAAGUACAAGCAAGUUUUCCUUGGUGGUGUUGAUAAAAAUACACAGUUUAUGCGUUACUUUGUUGGUAAUCUUGCUUCUGGUGGUGCUGCUGGUGCUACAUCUUUAUGCUUUGUCUACCCACUUGACUUUGCCAGAACUAGGUUGGCAGCUGAUGUAGGCAAAGCUGGAGCUGAACGUGAGUUCUCAGGUCUUGGUAACUGCUUGACCAAAAUUUUCAAGGCUGACGGUAUUGGCGGUCUGUACCGUGGAUUCGGUGUAUCCGUCCAGGGUAUUAUUAUUUAUCGUGCAGCCUAUUUUGGUUUCUAUGACACUGCCCGUGGUAUGCUGCCAGACCCUAAAAAGACACCAUUCCUCGUUUCAUGGGGUAUUGCUCAAGCCGUCACAACUGUUGCGGGUAUUGUAUCUUAUCCAUUUGACACAGUACGUAGGCGCAUGAUGAUGCAGUCUGGUCGCGCCAAAGCUGAAAUUUUAUAUAAGAGCACCCUUCAUUGCUGGGCUACUAUCUACAAGUCAGAAGGUGGUAAUGCUUUCUUCAAAGGAGCGUUCUCUAAUGUGCUUCGUGGUACGGGCGGUGCGCUCGUAUUAGUACUUUAUGAUGAAAUUAAGAAUCUCCUUUAAGACAAUUAUAACAAUCCUCACCUCAUUACCUUCACAACUACAAUUGCAAGUACCAUCUUUAUUAUUCUCACCAUCCGAUAUCAAAGCAGUAAUCAGACCGAGUGACUUCCAGACUGAUACAGUAUAUAAGCUCUGUCGAGAGAUACGAAAAAUUUUCUGUUGGUAGCUCUUUGUUAAAUGCAUACAACUCGACAGGAUAUGUAUUUUAACUGUAGAAGAGAAUUCGCUUAAUUUAUUGCCGAAUUCAGUAUUUUCUUGCAAGGGUACACAUGUGCUAUUUUCAUAUUCCAUUUUUGUGAGAAACAAAGAGGAAGAUAUAUUUAUAAUAUAUCUAAGGAAUCAAGGGCGUGUAAUUACCUACAUAAUGGAUAUGAAAUGUUUGAUACAUGUGAUUAUGUAGACGAUGGUCGGGACAUAAAGUAGUGAAAGUAAUUACCUAAACAAUAAAGAAAAAAAAUUAAAAAGAAAAUAAAAACCGAAGUAUACAAUUGAACGAGAAGGACGCGCGACGAAAUAUCAUUACGGCGAUGGCGGGGCGCGUAGACUUGGGCCGCCCCCCGCCCUUAUUCUCGGCCCGUUGUAGAUAAUUAAUAAUUGAUCAUAUUAAUGAUAUCCAUGAAGUUCGUCGAGUUUCAGUGAACAGUAAUUUAAUUUCGCACUUCAAACAACUACGUGUAAGAUAAUGAGAAGCGUUACUUUUGAGUGCGUGCAUCCAAUAUGUUCAUGUUAGGAUGUAUGCAAAAAAGACGACAAAAUCAAUAAAACUGAUAUAAAAUUCA